This is a messenger RNA of Syngnathoides biaculeatus (alligator pipefish), 2413 nucleotides long. Its product is annotated as UDP-glucuronosyltransferase 2C1-like. NCBI's taxonomy places the organism in Eukaryota, Metazoa, Chordata, Actinopteri, Syngnathiformes, Syngnathidae. Gene Ontology annotation, molecular function: UDP-glycosyltransferase activity. The record is from RefSeq and is a predicted model, not a curated record. The transcript has 3 exons. The coding region runs from base 141 to 1877 and encodes 578 amino acids.
CGUGGUGCGUCCUCUCCCACCCACGUGAAUCGCCCCUGAACGCCACACUCGGCGCCAUUGAAGGCAAUCCAAAACAGCAACCAGCCUCGACGGUGUAGUGUCCGCGCUAUGUGAACGAAAAAAGACGACUGGAUUUCACCAUGAUGCUGCCAUGUUGCUCCAUUGCCUCGCUGCUCUUGAUCUUCCUUCCACAUGCCUGUCAGGGAGGGAACAUCCUAGUUUUUCCAGGCGAGGGCAGCCACUGGGUGAACAUGAACAUCCUCAUGCGAGAGUUGCACUCGCACGGGCACAACCUGACCAUCGUACGACCCAGCAAGGCGUGGUACGUUAAGGAAGACGCCUCCUACUACGACACCAUCACUGUGCCCGUGGAAAGGAGCUUGGACAAAGACUUCAUCACCGGCCUGAUUGAUGAGGCCAUCGAGAAUGAAAGGGGCUCGCAGCCCCUGGUGUCGUUUCUCCACAUGAGUGUAGGAAUGGUUGGGAUAUUCUUGGAAGCCCACAAGACGGUGGCUGAAUUUGCCACAGCGAUUCUCGAUAACCAAGACUUAACGAGGAGACUGAAGGACAGCAAGUUUGACCUGGUUCUCACUGACCCCUGCUGGGGUAGUGGCAUCAUCGUGGCCAAAUAUCUGAACCUCCCUCUGGUGUACAACGUCCGCUGGGUAAUCACCACUGAGGGCCACAUGGCCAUCGCGCCAUCACCCCUUUCUUACAUUCCCAUCACAGGAACGGGUAAUAGCAACAAAAUGACAUUUUUUCAAAGAUUCAAAAACAUGAUUGUGUUUCUAAUCGGCUACGUGCAACAUAACCUGGUCAUCAACAACAUAUACCAGAAAGUAUGCGACAAAUAUCUUGGUCCUGAUACCAACAUGCAUCAUCUGCUUCUUUCCGCUGACAUUUGGCUCAUGAGGGCGGACUUUGUCUUUGAGUUUCCUCGCCCCACCAUGCCCAACGUCAUCUACAUGGGAGGCUUCCAAUGUAAACCUGCCAAGCCUCUACCGGACCAACUGGAGGAGUUUGUCGAGAGUUCUGGAGAGCAUGGAGUCAUUUUCAUGUCCCUAGGAACAUUUGUGAGCAAACUCUCUGCCGAUUUGGCCGACAAGAUUGCGGCAGCUUUCGCUAAGCUCCCCCAGAAGGUCAUUUGGAGGUAUAAAGGUGCUAAACCUUCCACACUGGGCAACAACACUCUGCUGGUGGACUGGGUGCCACAGAACGACCUGCUCGGGCAUCCCAAGAUGAAACUCUUCGUGGCUCACGGUGGGACAAAUGGUGUCCAAGAAGCGAUUUACCACGGAGUUCCCGUGGUGGGCAUCCCCCUCUUUUUCGAUCAGCAUGACAACCUGCUGCGACUAACUGAGAGAGGGGCGGCUGUGGUGGUAACUUUGGCCUUGGUGGACAAAGAUGACAACUUCCUAAAGGCUAUACAAGAAGUUCUUGUCAAUCCUGUGUACAGGAACAACAUGCAGAGGUUGUCCAGGCUGCACAGAGAUCUGCCCAUGCCACCUCUCGACAAUGCCCUCUUCUGGAUCGGGUUUGUCAUACGGCACAAAGGCGCGGCACACCUGCAGACCGAGUCCUACAAAUUGCCCUGGUACACCUACUACUCUGUGGACGUGUAUCUGUUCCUGGCUGGAGCUGUGCUGGCUUUGAUUUUAACAGUUGUUAUUGGGAUCAGAUGUUUGUGCUCUGUUUUAUGGCGGACUAAAGUCAAGCACAUGCCACAAACCAGCAAUGGCGGACAAAGGACCAAAAAGCAGUCAGCGGUGAAAAGAAGAUGCUUUUGCCAAAAUGGAUUUUCACAAGAGCCGAAAACGGUAAGCUCAAAAUCGAAAUACGAACUGAACUCUGGCUUUUAUGAACCUUUCCACCCCUAACUUCUAUGCAUUGGAAAACCUCACAGACAUGCCGGCAUCCUCACAUGAGAGGGAUUUUUUAUUUUUUUGCAAAAUGAAUUCAUCUGCUUGUAUUUUUAUUUGCGUUUGGACUGAUGUUGAUGAACUUUUUUGUGAUUAUAGCUUGUGACUUAUUUACUGUUUAAGCUAUUAUCAUGGGAUAUUAUUUAAACAUUUUUUUUGGGGGGGUCACCUUUUUCCUGUCUUUGGUGUUUGCAUGUCUGUUGUUAGACCACUGUUGUGCUUGUAGCAGAACACUACAAAUACACUGGUUUUCAUAUUUUGAAAAAAAAAUUGGAUCGCUUGUUGAUUAAAUAAAUAGCCUCUGUGUUAUUGAAAUUAUGAAUCCCUUAGGAAAUAAUAUAAAUGGACGAAUACAAGUGAAACUGUUUGCAUACUAAUAAAAUGUGGCUAAUCCCAAUUGGUAUUAACUGUACAAUGCUUCAAGUCAAAAUGUACCAUUUACAACUGUCAAACAAGUAUAAAAAGUUAACUGAAUAAAAUAAAAUGUACAAAAU